AUGGUAAUAUUAAUCAUUUUGCAGAAUUUGAAUGCCGAAUACGGCGAUGGAAACAGCGUUGAACCACAAGUAGGACAAGUUUCACGGCUUUUCCCGAAUCCAAACUAUUCAUCACCACCGCAAACCAGUCCACUUCCACGACGAAUUAUGGCUGAUGGAGCACCUCGUCGAAAUCUUCCAGAGCUACCAACAACAAUUUCUCAGUCUUCACCCGUCAGUACUGCUGAUGAUGCGUUAACUAAACGUUUAGCAGAAAUCAAAAGGUUGUCGGGCCGAAUCACUAUCAUGAAAACUGUGUAUGAAACAACAAAGGAAAGUUUGAAAAGAAUAGGAGAGCUGGGUUCCGGUACUUGUGGUGUUGUAUACAAAGCCCGAUUCGAACAAACCGGAACGAUUAUGGCCGUUAAGCAAAUGGUCAUGACAUCGGUAGCGGAAGAGAACAAACGUGUCCUGAUGGAUCUAGAAGUGGUACUUCGCUCACACGAUUGUCCGCAUAUUGUACGUUGUUAUGGAUGCUUUAUUACUGACUUUGAAGUACUUAUUUGCAUGGAAUUAAUGGCAACAUGUCUGGACAAACUUUCCAAACGUGUGCAGGGUGGUUUUCCGGAAGAUAUUCUUGGCAAAAUGGCUGUUUCAAUCAUAAAGGCUUUAGAUUAUUUAAAAGUUACUCAGAAUAUUAUUCAUCGUGAUGUAAAACCAUCGAAUAUUUUGCUCGAUUUGAAUGGGACAGUUAAAUUAUGUGAUUUUGGAAUUGCUGGACGUUUAGUUGAUUCAAUGGCUCGAACACGUACCGCUGGUUGUUCUGCUUAUAUGUCGCCCGAACGCCUCGAAGCACAAGACGAAUAUGAUGUUCGAGCUGAUGUUUGGAGUAUUGGAAUUUCAUUGGUCGAACUUGCCAAAGGUGAAUAUCCCUAUCAUGGUUGUAAUAGUGAAUUUGAAGUACUUUCACGAAUUGUUUCUGAUCCAGCACCGGUGCUGCAGCCCGAAGAAGGGUUUUCUCCAUUAUUCUGUGAUUUUCUUCGUCUCUGCCUUACGAAGAAUUAUCACUUUCGACCAAAGUAUAAGGAGCUUUUGCAGCAUGAAUGGGUAGUACUUUAUGAAACUGCGAGGGUGGAUGUUGCUGGUUGGUAUCAAAGAAUCGUCCAGAGUCGACAAUGAGUUUCUGUUGUGCAUUAUCAUAGAUCAAAAUCCAGGGAAAUCCUUCCAGAAAGCUUGAAGUCAUUGUGACGAUUUUUAAAAGUGUUGAUUUAGAGUCAUCCUUUGGACAAGAAUGUUAAAUGUAAAAUACCAUAACUCCAUUUUAUUACUGC
Molecule: messenger RNA, 1310 nt
Organism: Loa loa (African eye worm)
Lineage: Eukaryota; Metazoa; Nematoda; Chromadorea; Rhabditida; Onchocercidae
Product: STE/STE7/MEK7 protein kinase
Exons: 9
Coding region: 1-1158 (385 amino acids)
Biological process (GO): protein phosphorylation
Molecular function (GO): ATP binding; protein kinase activity
Source: RefSeq, a predicted model, not a curated record